Messenger RNA from Pseudoliparis swirei, 812 nucleotides. RefSeq names its product rho GDP-dissociation inhibitor 1-like. The transcript has 6 exons. The record is from RefSeq and is a predicted model, not a curated record. Gene Ontology annotation, cellular component: cytoplasm; cytosol; membrane. Gene Ontology annotation, molecular function: protein binding; Rho GDP-dissociation inhibitor activity. Gene Ontology annotation, biological process: Rho protein signal transduction. Lineage: Eukaryota; Metazoa; Chordata; Actinopteri; Perciformes; Liparidae. Bases 94 to 708 code for a protein of 204 amino acids.
CUUCGCCAUCCUUGCUCCCGGAGCGCAGAGUAACGGACGCACUUUAGCGCCACCGCAAAGGCACCUUAAAACUCACCUGCGCAACACAAAGACAUGGCCGAGGAUGAGCUGACUCCAGAGCAGCUAACGGCCAUCGCAGCUGAGAACGAGGAGCCGGAGCCGGUGAAUUACAAACCCCCCGCCCAGAAGACCCUGAAGGAGAUCCAGGAGCUGGACAAGGAGGACGAGAGCCUCCAGAAAUACAAGAAGGCUCUGCUCGGCGCUCGGGACUCUGAGACCGUCGCUGAUCCCGACGUUCCCAACGUCCAAGUGAUCCGGAUGUCUCUGAUCUGUGAAACCGCCCCAAACCCGCUGGAGCUGGACCUGCAGGGAGACCUGGAGUCCUUCAAGAAGCAGGGCAUUGUUCUGAAGGAGGGCGUCGAAUACAAGAUAAAGAUCAGCUUCAAGGUGAACAAGGAGAUCGUUUCGGGACUGAAGUAUGUGCAGCAGACGUUCAGGAAAGGAAUAAAGAUCGAUAAAUCGAACUACAUGGUCGGCAGCUACGGGCCUCGAGCCGCCGAGUACGACUUCCUGACCACGACGGAGGAAGCCCCGCGCGGCCUGAUGGCGCGAGGGAACUACGACAUCAGGUCAAAGUUCACCGACGACGACAAGCACGACCACCUGUCCUGGGAGUGGAACCUCAACAUCACCAAAGACUGGGAAUAGUAAAGUGAGGCCCCACGUGGUCGCCCCCCCCCGUGCGUUACUAAGCCCCGCCCACUUUUUUUCUUUUCUUUGUUUCUCCAUCUUCGUUACUGCCGCGUUGUCUU